AUGCAAUUCAUGGUUGCUACACACAUAUUCUUCGGAGGUAUCCGGUCUGGAACUUGCACUUCUCCUAGCAAGCUCGAGCAUACACCCCAAAAGACGCUUGGGGCCUUCGCGUACUCCAGCGGAAAUUCCGAUAUGUCCGGCGCCGACUACGGCUCUCUCUAUCUCCUGCCACUCCUCCAUGCUAUUAAGAUGUACUCAGGCCAGCCAACCUUUUACUCGCCAGAGUCCUUGCUGUAG
Aspergillus clavatus NRRL 1 is the source of this 237-nucleotide messenger RNA. RefSeq lists its product as uncharacterized. The coding region runs from base 1 to 237 and encodes 78 amino acids. Lineage: Eukaryota; Fungi; Ascomycota; Eurotiomycetes; Eurotiales; Aspergillaceae. The transcript has 2 exons. The record is from RefSeq and is a predicted model, not a curated record.